UAUCAAACAAUCGUUUCAAAAUAUUGCGAAUUUGCAGAAAAAUACACUACUUUUGUGACUUAUUCGUUGAAUUUUUGCUGUAUAGAAUAGAGUAGUCUUUAAUUAAUUUUUAUUCGAGUGAUAGAAUGCAAAUUAUGUGAAUUACGAAAUGGGUAAUCAGCUCGUUGGUGUCGCUCCUUCGCAGAUUUUUCCUGUAGAGCACUAUUUAACUCAUCAUCCCAACUUGAGAUUCGAUGGAAACCUCGGAAGCACGAGAUUCUUCAAAGUGGCCAGAGCUGAAUCAAGCGAAGGUUUAAUCGUGGUCAAAGUGUUUGUUAUGCAUGAUUUGUCUCUGCUGCUAAACAAGUAUCAACAGGAAGUCGAAGAAAUAAAGAAUAAACUAUCGUCAUCUCUCAACUGUUUACCUUUUCGAAAAGCCAUUGUAUCUCAUGGCGCUGCUUUUUUGAUGAGAGAAUAUGUGAAAUAUAAUUUAUACGAUCGUAUUAGCACUAGACCAUUUCUAGCUCUUAUUGAAAAGAAAUGGAUCGCUUUUCAGAUACUACUAGCGUUACAUCAUUGUCAUAAAGUUGGAGUUUGUCACGGUGACGUAAAACUAGAGAACAUCAUGGUAACAUCAUGGCAUUGGGUUAUGUUGACUGAUUUUGCCUCGUUUAAACCGACUUAUUUGCCUGACGAUAAUCCGGCCGAUUUUUCAUUUUUUUUCGAUACGUCGCGAAGAAGAACGUGCUACAUUGCACCGGAAAGGUUUGUUAGCAAUCCGGAUAGUAACACGCUUCCUCUACAAGAUGUUGAAAAGAACGAAUUAACUCCAGCUAUGGAUAUUUUCUCCGCUGGGUGCGUUUUAGCCGAGUUAUUCUCAGAUGGAAGACAACUGUUUGAUUUAUCUCAAUUAUUAUCCUAUAGAAAUAACGAAUUCGAACAAGUUCCUCAUAUUUUGAAAACUAUCGAAGAUCCCGCCGUUCAACAAUUGAUUAGUGAUAUGAUACAACGAAACCCAUCGAAAAGACUAUCAGCCGAAUCGUAUUUAGAUAGAGAGAGAGGACGCCUAUUUCCGGAAUAUUUUUACGAUUUUCUUCAAUUAUAUAUGUCAUUAUUUUCCACCAGUUCGCCUACUAUACUUUCUCCGGACGAAAAAAUCGAAAGGCUGUAUCAAGACAACGCUAACGUGAUUAAAUUAUUAGAAGAUAGCGAAGCUAAAGAAAAGAAAAAAAAUUUAGGCGAAGAUUACGAAGAAGGCGAAUGCGAAGCUUUAGUACUGAUUACAACGUUGGUUACGUCUUUCGUAAGGGGUCUGAAAACUUCUUCUUCUAAAUUAAAGGCUUUAGAAAUUCUGUUCACGCUUUCCAAGCAUACGUCCGUUGAAACAAUAUUGGAUAGAAUUAUCCCUUACAUCCUCGAUUUGUUACAAGAUGGAUGUACUAGAGUUUGCAUUUCCGCCAUUCAUACCAUUAAUAAUUGCCUAAAUCUUAUUCAAUCUGUGCCUCCGAGCGAUGCUAAUAUAUUUCCAGAGUACAUUCUGCCAGCGUUGACUCCAAUUUCUCAACAUAAAGAAGUAGCUGUUAGAACUGCUUUAGCCGAAGUAAUCGCGCAAAUAUCGGAGACUUCUAUGAAAUUUUUGGAAUAUACUCAAACAGUCACGUUGGAGAAUCACGAAAUACCUUGUCAUACUUUCGAAAGCGAAGUUGCUACGUUACACGAGAUGAUCAGACAAUGUGUUUCUUCGUUAUUCACUGAUUCGCAAAAUAUCGUGAAACGUACCUUGAUUGAAAACGGUAUCGUUAGACUGUGCACAUUCUUCGGUAAAAUAAAAUCUAACGAAAUUGUCCUAUCGCAUAUGGUAACAUUUCUCAACGAUAAAAACGACAAACAACUGAGAGCAUCGUUUUUUGAUUGUAUUCCCGGAGUAGCUGGAUAUAUUGGAAUAUUUUGCACAGAUAUGCUGAUUCCCUUAUUACUUCAGGGAACGACCGAUUCGGAAGAAUACAUUAUCAGAAAAGCGAUCAAUUCGAUGUCAGCGAUGACCGAAUUGGGUCUUUUUAAAAAGAGCACUUUACUGACUCUAAUCAACGGUACUGCCUGUCUCAUGAUUCAUCCCAAUUUAUGGAUUAGACGAGCUGUAGUUGGCUUCAUAAAGAGAAUCACUCGUAUCCUAUCACCUCUAGAAGUCGAAUGUCACGUAUCUCCGAUAAUCAUAAAAUUCAUGAAACACGCGAUUCACCAAUUAGAUACCGAAAAAUACGUACUGAAUGCUUUGCAACCUCCGAUACCGAGAUUUAUACACGAUAACGUUUAUAAAUCUAACGAUCUGGAGUUAUUUCUCAACACGUUGGAAGCUCGACGUGGUGCCAGGCAAAUGGGUGCCAGAACUGAAGAAAUAUUUUCAUCGUCGUUGAUCCGACAUUCUACUACUUUUCAAGCUCUUUUCCGACGUUUAUGUUCCGAAGGAAUGGACGACACGGUCGAAGACAAGAUACUUUUGAUGGCUGAUCAUUACAAAAAAUUGAAUCAGUAUUACAUCAAUGUUGAAAAACCCUCGGCUCCUACUGGAAAGGUGAAGGUAAUCGAUGUGAGUCAUUUGCAGCAUGGUAUCAAAUUCCAUACGGUGCAUUUUUCGAAAUCUGAUAUUUUAUCGAAAGAUACACGAUCGAAUGUCUCUCACAGAAAACGAUUCGACGAUGGAGGAUCUCAUUUAGUCGGCGGAAUGAACGAAGAAUGGAAACAUAUGUUCGGUAUAAAUAACUCAUCGUCGAAACAAGGCAUUCAUUCGUCAGAUACUUUACACGAAUCCAUUUCGAGUAAAAAAUCCAGCACAUUUUCGGUAGACCAGAGCCUCGAAGCUGAAAGUAUCCAAGAACAUUCAUACGUUCAAUAUCGUUACCCACCUUGUAAGACCGACUUGAAUAAAAUAAUUCGUACGAAACAAGAACAAUACGAAAGUGCCGUCGUAGCUCAAGAUUACCUAGAAAACGCAAUACUUUCGCCCAGCUUGCCUCCUCCCGGUUGGGAAUUCCGUUCAUCUUUAAUAGCUCAUUUACACGAACAUAAAUCGGCCGUGAAUAAACUUGUGACAAUACCCGGAUCAAAUCUAUUUGCUAGUUGCUCCGAUGAUCAAUGCGUGAAACUAUGGGAUUGUAGUAAAAUAGAAGGACGUAAUAUCGCCAAUAAAUCAAAACUAACGUAUAAUACCAAAAGCGGCGGUCUUAAUAGCAUGACUAUCUGUCGCAACAAUCAAUCUUUGGCUGUGUGUAGUAAUUCGGGAAAUGUAUCAGUGCUCAAUAUCGAUUCUGGAGGCAAAAUGUCAACGCUGCAUUCGAGAAAAUUAGAUUUGAAAAAAGAUGGCUGUGCAGUGGAUAUUGCCUAUUUUGAUCCUGGGCAUCAAUCCGUCGUUGUGUAUGUGACGAUGUAUGGUACAAUCGUAGGAUGGGAUCUGCGAGCCUACGAAGACGCUUGGAGAAUUGAUAGUAAAUCCAAACAAGGUGUGAUUACUACAAUGUGCAUGGACUCGUUCCAAAAUUGUUUGAUAUUGGGUACCGGAUGCGGUUAUCACACGUGCAUCGAUUUAAGAUUCAGAUUACCUAUUACUUCAGUCGUUCAUCCGUACAACGCCAGAGUACGUAAAGUGAUCAGACACCCGAAAGAAUCAUCGUGGAUUAUCUCAUCGGUGCAUGGAAAUAACGAAAUAUCCGUUUGGGAUAUGGAAACCGGUUCUCGACAGCUUAAUUUCUGGGCUAAUGAAACUCCCCCUCUUUCCAAACCGACCGAAAAUGGGAACAGCACUUGCGCUUUGUACGCGUAUUAUUCUGAACGUUCGCAUAUUUUGUUAUCUGGUGGAACCGAUCAAAGAAUCAGAAAAUGGUGCUUGAAACCUUUCAUCGACGAAUGCAACGUUGUAAUACCUUCUGCGAAUGAUUAUCCUCAAACUACGUAUAACUAUAGCGAUCGUCUGGUCGAUGGAACUCGUGUGAUAGAAGAACAUUGCCAGUUAUCGGUUCAAAAAGAAAAAUCAAUGGAUAACGAAAGGCAAGGAGUCACGAUGAAUGACACCUCGCAACUGGCUGCCGGACCUGAGCUGCCUUCUUCCGGUCAUCGAGAUACGAUUACCGAUAUAACCAUGUGCCAAACACCAACUCAAUGUUUUCUGGUUACUUCAGCACGCGAUGGUGUCAUCAAAGUGUGGAAGUGAUUAGAAUAUUUUACUCGUCUGUGAUCUUUUUAAUUAUAAUUUAGUUAAUUGUUUUA
Planococcus citri (citrus mealybug) is the source of this 4239-nucleotide messenger RNA. It is a transcript of the gene Vps15, whose product is annotated as vacuolar protein sorting 15. Bases 149 to 4183 code for a protein of 1344 amino acids. Gene Ontology annotation, biological process: protein targeting to vacuole; late endosome to vacuole transport; macroautophagy. The record is from RefSeq and is a predicted model, not a curated record. Gene Ontology annotation, molecular function: protein binding; ATP binding; protein serine/threonine kinase activity. Gene Ontology annotation, cellular component: phosphatidylinositol 3-kinase complex, class III, type I; late endosome; phosphatidylinositol 3-kinase complex, class III, type II. NCBI's taxonomy places the organism in Eukaryota, Metazoa, Arthropoda, Insecta, Hemiptera, Pseudococcidae. The transcript is spliced from 28 exons.